ACGAAUCCAUGUGACCUUGACAUUGCAGUAAAUGUGCUUUUUGAAGGUUAUACGAACGUUGAUUGUUAUUGUUUACAUUUCGGUAUUUCCGCGCAUGCGCAUUGACUGGAGGGCAAAAAACGCGCUUCCGCUUAUAAACUGUCAACACAACAAUGGAAUCAGCACCGGAGAGGCUUGCAGUCAUGUCGCAGCUCUGUUGUUUAAAGUGGAAGCUGCGGUGAAGCUAGACCUGACCAACCCAUCCAAAACCAGUGCUGCCUGUGUCUGGAACCGUUACUACAGAGAGAAGGUAGCUGCAGAACCUUUGAGUGAGAUGAAUUUCAGCCAACCAAAGCACGGCAAAGUCCCCAAGAGAAAAGCCAGACCCGCGCCAGACACAGACUCUGAUGACGACUUUGACGACGAAGCUGCCCUGCGUGCUCUAAAACGCAUUUGUCCAAAUGCAUGUGUCCUUACAAAAGACGACUCUGACACUGAUACUGCAUCAGAUGACGAAGAUAUGCCCCCGUUACUUAUCAGAGAGCACAGCAUCAGUGGACAGCUAACCGAGGAAGCAUUGGCCGCAGAAUGCAGAGCUUUCUUGCGAGAUUUUACUGUCACUCCGACACAAGCCAGCAACCUCGAAAAAAUGACCAGGAACCAGUCGGAAAGUGGAUUAUGGAAGCGACAACGUCUUGGUCGCAUAACGGCAUCUAAUGCUCAUGAUGUUAAAACCAGGAAAGAGGGAACUAAGUCUGAUGCCUUGAUAAAAAGGAUCAUGGACAGUGACAAAACAGACAUCAGUGGAUUACAAAGUGUUAGGUUUGGAAUAGUUAACGAAAAAAAAGCAAAGAAACAGUACAAUGACAUAAUGGCGAAAGAACAUGACAAUUUUGUGUUGCGGGACAGUGGACUAGUGAUAGACACCACAUUUCCCGUGUUUGCGGCAUCACCCGAUGGUGUAAGAACUUGCCUAUGUCACGGGGAAGGACUUGUUGAAGUGAAAUGCUCAUACAAGCAUCGCGAUGUGUGUGUUAAGGACAUUCCAGACAUAGAUCCUACAUUUUACCUCGGAAAGGAAAAUUUAACUUUGAAGGAGGGUCACCGCCACUACACACAAAUUCAGUUUCAAAUGUUUGUGUGCCAGAAACAAUUUUGUGACUUUGUUGUUUAUACAAAUAAGGGUGUAUUUGUUCAGACAGUCUAUUAUGACAGCACUUUUGUGAAAGACCUUAUAGACAGAUGUACAACAUAUGCCAUGUCAGAACUAGUUCCAGCAAAUAUCAUGAAAAAAAUGGAACGUGGUGACAAUGAAUGAGGAUAGUAAAUGUGUUUAAUCUUGGCAUGCUAUUAUCAUUUAAUGUUAUACUAUGCUCAAGGUUCAUACAUGCUAAAUCUUAUAUCAACAAAUCUCUAUUUAGUAAAUUUAAGCAUUUCUUUUUAAAUCUCAAAGAACAAAUACAAUCACAAAUUCUACAUGGCAUAUACUUUUACAUGUGUGUUGUUUUUUCCCCAAAUUUUAAUUUUUUUGACAACUUAAAAGUAUUUGAAGUAAAUGAAAUAUAUAGUUUGAAAGUUGAGCAUAGUAUACAUCUAAGAUGACUGUGUGUAAUGUGUAUAGAACCAAACCGACAGUUCUGUAUUAUGACGUAUAUGUAAAUAAAGAAAUUGUCAACAGUUCUGUAUUUAUUAUGUUAAGUAUCAACACAUAUCAACAAUAAAGCAGCAGCUUUUAUUUUCAGCUUAUUCAAUAACAAUU
Messenger RNA from Dreissena polymorpha, 1738 nucleotides. RefSeq lists its product as uncharacterized. Lineage: Eukaryota; Metazoa; Mollusca; Bivalvia; Myida; Dreissenidae. The transcript has 4 exons. The record is from RefSeq and is a predicted model, not a curated record. The coding region runs from base 32 to 1297 and encodes 421 amino acids.